AUGUCUAUUACCAAUACAGGUAGUGUUGACCUUGAAGCAGUUCUUAACGUUGGUCGUCGAGCGCUAGUAUCGAUUGGUGAAACAGCAGCUCCUUUUCAUCAAUCUCAGUAUGCAGAUACAAUUUAUUUAAAACGGGAAGAUAAUUCCAAUUCAAUAUUGUCAAUUCAUUCAAAAAUACUUAUUUUUGGUGAAUUACAACUUUUAUUUAAUAUAUUUGAACGUUAUACAUCAACUAUGACGUUUUAUGAAGAAAUAACUAAUCAAACAGAUUCAUCAUCUCCGUCAGCUUCAAGCAAACCAAGUUUUUCGACACCACUUGAAGAAGAUGAACUUGAUGAUGACGAAGGACCACCAGUUGUUUCAACUCUUCGUCAAAGCUCUAUAUCUUCAUCAAAAGGAUCAGCUAGUCCGACGCGUGAACCUGGUAGUCCAACGAGGAGAUCAGGAAGUCCGGGACAGAGAAAAGGACUGCCUUUUGUUGGUCGAAGUCAUACAGUUUCUUCAUCAGCAAGUGAAUAUUCAGGACAAAAUCUUGAAGGUAAACGUUAUGGAUGUAUUGAAUUACCAACUAUGACAACAAUUGAAAUUCUCGAAGUGCUUUUACGUUCUGGUAUGGAUUUAGUUGAUGUAUCAAGCGAUUAUGAUAAAGAUACUCUUCAUCAAAGUUUUGUUUUUUCAAAACCUCGUCCGGUACCACAAAAGCAUGGACAAUUUUCUUCAAGGUCAAUGUCACUUGAUUAUUAA
Rotaria sp. Silwood2 is the source of this 744-nucleotide messenger RNA. The record is from the annotation of a GenBank genome assembly. NCBI's taxonomy places the organism in Eukaryota, Metazoa, Rotifera, Eurotatoria, Philodinida, Philodinidae.